CCGGAAGUGAGAUUGUUUUCAUUUUGAAAGUUUUUGAAAUAUCUAUGAAAAAAUGGAAAAGAGUCUAGAAAAACAUCUUGAAGAAACAUUUAAGAUUCCUGGAGUCAGUGGUAUUAUUUGUACAGAUGAACAGGGUCUUUGUCUUGCAUCAAAAGGUGUGAGUAAUUCCAAUUGUUCAGGAUCAAUAGCAAGUGUUGCCCAACAGGCUGAACAUUUACGAAAGACCUCCAACUCACCAAGUAUAUAUAUAGAAUCAGAAAAUGGGAAUCUUUUGAUUGGCCGAAGGGAAAAUAUUACCAUGGCAAUAUUUAAAUCAGAUUAAUAGACACUAUCCUUUCUGUUUAAACUUACUUGUCUACAUUUUUGGAUGGAGGUUCUGUUAUUUUGUUCAAUUUUAUCACAAAUACAAGAUUUCCAGAAUAUUUUGACAAAGUAUUCUUAAUACGUAGCAAUUGUAGUAAUGGUUGCUGAAUAUUUUUAAAAAUGUGUAUUAACACACAUUUCUCCAUUUAUUGUUUUCAUAUUAAGUCCAACAGAACUCCUUUGAUAUCUUUGUGUGCAAUCUUGUAUAUAACAAAGAUUACUGUUAAUGUUUGUGUAUAUUGGUAUAAUUUUGUUAAAUGUAUAUCUCUCAAUAUUGUAUAUUUGAUGGGACAAUAAUAAAUUUGUAAUUUAUAUAUUUU
Molecule: messenger RNA, 683 nt
Organism: Lottia gigantea (owl limpet)
Lineage: Eukaryota; Metazoa; Mollusca; Gastropoda; Lottiidae
Exons: 4
Coding region: 53-322 (89 amino acids)
Biological process (GO): positive regulation of TORC1 signaling; cellular response to amino acid stimulus
Cellular component (GO): cytoplasm; lysosome; Ragulator complex
Molecular function (GO): guanyl-nucleotide exchange factor activity
Source: RefSeq, a predicted model, not a curated record